AUGGGGGUGCCAGACAAGGUCGUUUUGCACCCCCUCGUGUUGCUUAGCGUUGUGGAUCACUACAACCGGGUAGCCAGGGACACAAAAAAGCGUGUCGUGGGCCUACUGCUCGGAGACACCUACAAAGGGCAAGUGGACGUGACGAACAGCUUCGCAAUCCCCUUUGAAGAGGAUGAUCAGGAUCCCUCCAUCUGGUUUUUGGAUCACAGCUACCUUGAGAACAUGUUUCACAUGUUCAAGAAGGUCAACGCGCGCGAGAAGGUGGUGGGUUGGUACAGCACGGGGCCGCGGCUGCGCGAGGCGGAUGUGGAUAUCAACCAGCUGGCGGCCAACUACUGCGAGACGCCAGUGCUGGUGAUCUGCGAGGUCGAGCCCAAGGAGGUGGGGCUGCCCUUCACCGCCUACUGCUCAGUCAACGAAGUGCGGGAGGAUGGGACAGAGAAGGCGCGCAAGGUGUUUGUGUCUGUGCCUACUGAGGUGGGGCAGACCGAGGCGGAGGAGAUCGGGGUGGAGCACCUGCUGAGGAACGUCAAGGACGCCACUAUCAGCACGCUCGCCACUGACGUGGCAGCCAAGCUGCAGGCACUGCGGGGGCUCAAGGGGAAGCUGGCUGAGGUGCAGGCCUACCUGGCAGCGGUCACUGCCGGGAAGCUGCCCCUCAACCACGACAUCAACGCGUACCUGCAGGACAUGUUCAACCUGCUCCCCAACAUGAGCGCGGCACAUCUCAGCAGCGCGCUGGCCGUGAAGAGCAACGACAUGAUGGCCGUGGUCUAUCUGGCAGCACUCAUCAGGUCUGUCCUGGCGAUGCACAAGCUGAUCGACAACAAGGAGGGCCGCAUGUGGCGAGAGAAGGCCAAGCACGACAGGGCUGCAGCAGACAAGGCGGAGAAAGAGAAGGACAAAGAGAAGGAAAAGGAGGCCGCGGCGGACGGCGAGGCCGCAGGCAAGGACCAGAGCAGCAGCAGCGGCGGCAAGGAUGCAAACGCGCCCUCCGCCAACGGGAACGCCGCCAAGAAGUGA
Molecule: messenger RNA, 1023 nt
Organism: Monoraphidium neglectum
Lineage: Eukaryota; Viridiplantae; Chlorophyta; Chlorophyceae; Sphaeropleales; Selenastraceae
Product: putative 26S proteasome non-ATPase regulatory subunit 7
Exons: 7
Coding region: 1-1023 (340 amino acids)
Biological process (GO): proteasome-mediated ubiquitin-dependent protein catabolic process
Cellular component (GO): proteasome regulatory particle; proteasome complex
Molecular function (GO): metallopeptidase activity; protein binding
Source: RefSeq, a predicted model, not a curated record